AGCCUCAAUAACCAAAUUUCGCUCAUUUUUUUCUGAAUGUAGUGGAAGCGUUACCUCCACAGAUCCCCAAAAUCAUAUCAUAGAAACCCUAGUCUUCUCUGAAUCGAUCUCUAUAUCUUUCGAUUAUUCCUUGUCAGUCUGGUUUAUUUUUUUGGCUUUCCAUCUUUGAAAUCUGUUGGAGAAAGGUUGAGUUUUUAAUCCAUUUUCUCUCUCUAUUUGGUUUUUGUUUGUUUGUUUUGAUCCAUUUCUUCUCUACUAGUCGGACCGAGUCUGGGUUUCUAGAAUGAGUUUGUGAAACGAGAGUUGUGAAGGAGCAGCUAAGGGGUUUCAGGAAUGAGAUUUGAUGGGUGAACGAUGCUGGAACUGCGUAGUGGAGUGCGCAGGGGCCGGGCAGCACAGCCAAAACCGAUCGGAGACGAGAAGGUGAUUACAAAGACGAGAAGAAGACGAACAACGAAGAACAAACAACCGGUCGAUGAGAACAUCUUGAAGGGCUCUGUUCCGACGACGUCUCAGAAGGCUAAGGAGGAAGCAAGGAUUUUAAAGGAAGGCGGCGUUGGCAGAGGAGUCGGGGUUGGUGGGGAGGAGGUUGGAGAGAAGAAGAUGGACGAUUACGAUAGCGGGGGGAGGAGCGCUGAUAAGGCUCCUGGGGCAGAAGAUGAAGGAAGCACCGCUCCCCUUCCUGAAAAGGUCCAAGUGGGUAAUUCUCCGAUGUACAAAAUAGAAAGAAAGCUGGGCAAAGGAGGCUUCGGACAAGUGUAUGUUGGACGCCGUAUGUCUGCUACAAUUACAAUGGAUAGAAGUACUGGCCCAUUAGCUAGUGAGGUUGCCUUAAAAUUUGAGCAUAGAAGUAGCAAGGGGUGUAAUUAUGGACCACCUUAUGAGUGGCAGGUUUACAACACUCUUGGUGGCAGUCAUGGUGUGCCAAGAGUCCAUUACAAGGGCCGCCAAGGUGACUAUUAUGUCAUGGUUAUGGAUAUGCUGGGACCAAGUCUAUGGGAUGUUUGGAAUAACAAUUCCCACACAAUGUCUAUUGAGAUGGUUGCUUGCAUUGCAAUUGAAGCAAUCUCUAUCCUGGAAAAGAUGCAUUCUAAAGGGUAUGUUCAUGGGGAUGUAAAGCCCGAGAACUUUUUGCUUGGUACUCCAGGGACUCCAGAUGAGAAAAAAUUGUUCCUUGUCGAUCUUGGUUUGGCCACUAAAUGGCAAGACACAAAUGGUCAGCAUGUUUUGUAUGACCAGCGGCCCGAUGUUUUCAGGGGAACAGUGCGUUAUGCUAGUGUGCAUGCUCAUCUUGGGAGAACUGGAAGCAGGAGAGAUGAUUUGGAAUCUCUUGCAUAUACAUUAGUUUUUCUUCUUCGCGGUCGCCUACCUUGGCAAGGCUACCUGGGCGAAAAUAAAGGCUUCCUUGUCUGCAAAAAGAAGAUGGCAACAUCUCCAGAAACUCUUUGUUGCUUUUGUCCACAACCUUUCAGACAGUUUGUUGAAUAUGUUGUGAAUUUGAAAUUUGAUGAGGAACCAAACUAUGCAAGAUACAUUUCCCUAUUUGAUGGAAUUGUCGGUCCAAAUCCUGAUAUUAGACCAAUUAACACUGAUGGAGCACAGAAGCUUAUCUAUCAGGUUGGCCAUAAGAGAGGCCGGUUGACCAUGGAGGAAGAGGAAGAUGAGCAACCUAAGAAAAAGGUCCGGAUGGGGAUGCCUGCAACUCAAUGGAUUAGUGUCUAUAAUGCUCGCCGGCCUAUGAAGCAAAGGUAUCACUAUAAUGUUGCAGAUGCAAGGCUUGCCCAACACAUUGAGAAAGGAAAUGAAGAUGGUCUAUUUAUUAGCAGUGUGGCAUCUUGUUCAAAUCUAUGGGCCCUUAUCAUGGAUGCUGGAACUGGUUUCACUGAUCAAGUUUAUGAACUCUCACCCUAUUUCCUUCACAAAGAAUGGAUUAUGGAGCAGUGGGAGAAGAGCUACUAUAUUAGUUCAAUAGCUGGAGCUACUAACGGAAGCUCAUUGGUUGUAAUGUCUAAAGGUACACAGUAUGCACAGCAGUCAUACAAAGUAAGUGAUUCAUUUCCAUUCAAGUGGAUCAACAAAAAGUGGAGGGAGGGUUUCUAUGUCACCUCCAUGGCCACGGCAGGAAGUAGAUGGGGAGUUGUUAUGUCCCGUAGUGCAGGAUUUUCAGACCAGGUUGUUGAAUUAGAUUUUCUGUACCCUAGUGAAGGUAUCCAUCGGAGAUGGGAUCAUGGUUAUCGCAUCACUGCCACAGCAGCAACUUGGGACCAGGCUGCUUUUGUUCUUAGUGUGCCUAGAAGAAGACCAGUAGAUGAAACACAGGAGACUCUACGAACAUCUGCUUUUCCUAGUACACAUGUCAAGGAAAAAUGGGCUAAAAAUCUAUAUAUUGCAUCUGUUUGCUACGGCCGAACAGUCUCAUGACCUUCCCAAUUUGUUGUUGGGUUGCUUCCAGAAUUUAUAUUGAAGAUACUGCUCACAUCUGGCUGCUGGUUUCAUACCUCUUGCCAUCCGAUUGGGAAGCUACAAACCCGUCAUUUCUGAAGCCAAACUGCUCAUUAUGACACCUUGACUGGAGAAAUUUUGAUGCGUGCAACUAUCAAUUGUUCAAAGUCUGAUAUCAGCUAUUACUAACACCUUGUGCUUGUGUCUUUGUCAAGAGUGGAAAUGUUCUUCAUGUAACAUCCAUGUUCUAUCAGGUUCAAAGGAAUGAUGGCAUCUUAUUGUCAUAAAGUUUGUAUAGUCCUGAAUAAUGAUUACUUGAUACAAGGCAUAUGCACAGGUCAUGCUUUGAUUGCUGUUAAUGGUUGAUGGUGUUAUGAGAAGUUCUCUUUCAAUGCGAUUGCUGUCCCACCAGCUCUCUCUC
Molecule: messenger RNA, 2863 nt
Organism: Macadamia integrifolia
Lineage: Eukaryota; Viridiplantae; Streptophyta; Magnoliopsida; Proteales; Proteaceae
Product: casein kinase 1-like protein HD16
Exons: 16
Coding region: 355-2421 (688 amino acids)
Biological process (GO): endocytosis; signal transduction; peptidyl-serine phosphorylation
Cellular component (GO): nucleus; cytoplasm
Molecular function (GO): ATP binding; protein serine/threonine kinase activity
Source: RefSeq, a predicted model, not a curated record